AUGAAUACGCAAUCUUUUGUAGAAAAUGAUGAUACUGACUGUCCACAAAACUUCCAAGACUAUUUAACAGGGUUUUUCGAAAUGAGAAAACUUAGGUUACUAAAUGCAGAGCUGAACAACCCAACAUCAAACCAGAAACAAAAUAAAACUAAGCUACUUCCUACAAAGAAAGAUUACGUUUACCAAAAAAUAAUGCCUGGAUAUCAUGUUGGAAUUGAUAAUAUACCAAAGCAGUUGGAAAGAAUUACAAGAAAUAAAGGAACAAAUUUCAAUCUUUUGGUGGCAGGCCAAUCAGGAACUGGGAAAACAACUUUAGUAAACACAUUAUUUGGUCAGACAAUUAUAAAUAAUCAAGAAAAUGAAUCAUUGACGUCUUGUUGCGGUAUCAGUAAAAAAAAGAUGAUUAUUGAAGCAGACGAUACACAAUUGAACUUAACUAUUAUCGAAACACCAUCUUAUGGUAAUAAAACAAAUAAUUCCAUGUCUUGGAUACCUUUAGUUAAUUAUGUUGAUGAACAAAUCAGAUCGUAUAUUUUUCAAGAAGAGCAGCCAUAUAGGGAACAUUUGCAAGAUAAUAGGAUUCAUUGUUGUUUGUACCUUUUAGAGCCAAAUCUUAGAAAAUUAAACAAACUAGACUUAAUAACAAUGAAAGAAUUAUCCAAAAGGGUCAACCUUAUUCCAGUUAUUAAUAAAGUUGAUAUUUUGAAUCCCAACAUGUUAAAGGACUUGAAAAUUCAAGUCAAAUAUACUUUAGAUAACCGCGGCGUUUCCAUUUGUCAAUUCUUAACAGAAUUUAAUAACGAGAAUGGAGUUGAAUUUGAUGAUAUAAGAACACAAUAUCCAUUUGGUGUAAUAUCCUCGGACAAACAAAUUUUAAAUAACUCGGGUAAAUUAGUUUUAGGAAGGAAGUAUAAAUGGGGGAUCAUUGAAGUUGACAACUCAGAGUUUUCAGAUUUUCUUAAAUUGAAACAAUUUCUUAUUAAUGAUUAUAUGGUUGAUUUAGUAAAAUCCACAGAAAGUUAUUAUGAAUCAUGCCGUUCUGAGUUGUUGCAAACAAGAAUUUUGAAAGCAAGAGAUUAUUCCAAUUAUAAUGCAGAAGAGUACGAUAAACAAGCAAGCUCCCCAUUGACUCCCAUAUCCAUUCCACCAGAUAGCCUAGAAGAGUUGAAAGAACUUGAUUAUGAUGAUAUCGAAAAUAAUAAACUAAAAAAUUAUAAGUGUUAUGAAAUUUUUAACAAAAAGUUGAUGGAUAAAAUAUACAUUGAUUGGAGUCCGGAAUUUAUGGAGAGACAAUUUUUAUUUAAGAAAAAGUUUAAUGAAAUUAUUAACCUUGAAGAAAAGAAAUUCUUUAAGUGGGCACAGGCUUUAAAGAAAAAGCAGACUGUUUUGAAUAAGGAAAUAACAACAAUGGCGAAGCAAGUUGAAUUUCUUGAAGGAGAAUGUCGUAAUUUAGAGCGCAUGGUUUUGGUAGACAAGAAAGGUGGGUUCUAUUCCAACAACAGUUCAACAACCCUGGUUGGAUUCCACUUCAAAAGAUGA
Naumovozyma dairenensis CBS 421 is the source of this 1539-nucleotide messenger RNA. It is a transcript of the gene SPR3, whose product is annotated as septin SPR3. The record is from RefSeq and is a predicted model, not a curated record. Gene Ontology annotation, cellular component: cytosol; septin ring; septin complex. The transcript has a single exon. Gene Ontology annotation, biological process: cytoskeleton-dependent cytokinesis. Bases 1 to 1539 code for a protein of 512 amino acids. NCBI's taxonomy places the organism in Eukaryota, Fungi, Ascomycota, Saccharomycetes, Saccharomycetales, Saccharomycetaceae. Gene Ontology annotation, molecular function: molecular adaptor activity; GTPase activity; GTP binding.